Molecule: messenger RNA, 931 nt
Organism: Dendrobium catenatum
Lineage: Eukaryota; Viridiplantae; Streptophyta; Magnoliopsida; Asparagales; Orchidaceae
Product: MADS-box protein EJ2
Exons: 8
Coding region: 66-800 (244 amino acids)
Biological process (GO): positive regulation of transcription by RNA polymerase II
Cellular component (GO): nucleus
Molecular function (GO): DNA-binding transcription factor activity, RNA polymerase II-specific; RNA polymerase II cis-regulatory region sequence-specific DNA binding; protein dimerization activity
Source: RefSeq, a predicted model, not a curated record
AACUUCGUGGAACAGAUAAAGCGAACAGGGAAGGAGGAGAGAGAUAGAGAGAGAGGAGGCGGAAGAUGGGGAGAGGGAGAGUGGAGUUGAAGAGGAUUGAGAACAAGAUAAACAGGCAGGUGACUUUUUCGAAGAGGAGGAACGGUUUGUUGAAGAAGGCUUAUGAGCUAUCAGUGCUCUGCGAUGCUGAGGUUGCGCUCAUCGUCUUCUCCAACCGCGGCCGACUCUUUGAGUUCUGCAGCAGUACUAGCAUGACAAAAACCCUUGGGAGGUACCAAAAGUGCAGCUAUACUGCAUCUGAGUCCGCGGUUCCAUCCAAGGAUACACAGAACAAUUAUCAGGAGUAUUUGAAGCUGAAAUCAAAAGUGGAAUAUCUACAACGGUCUCAAAGGAAUCUUAUGGGAGAGGAUCUAAUUGAGCUAAGCAGCAGGGAAUUAGACCAACUAGAGCUCCAAAUAGAAAUGUCUCUGAAACAGAUCAGGUCAAUAAAGACUCAAUUGAUGCUCGAUCAGCUCUGUGAUCUUAAAAGAAAGGAGCAAAUGUUGUAUGAAGCCAACAGAGCAUUAAGAAGAAAGUUGCAAGAAGAUGGGCCAGAUAUUCCCCUGGAACUAUCCUGGCCUGGUGGAGAAACCAAUGGGUCCUGUGAACGUCAGCAGCCUCAAUCAGACAAAUUCUUUCAGCCAUUGCCUUGUAGCAACCCUUCCUUCAAAAUUGGGUAUAGUCCAAUCUGUACAGAUGAACAGUUGAACAGGUCAUCAUCCACACAUAACAUUAAUGGCUUCAUUUCAGGAUGGAUGUGAUGAUUUAUUGACUUGCAACCCUAUAAUAAUUUAUAAUCUAUGUAGACUUCUCCUCGUUCUUCUGGUCGAAUAUUUUCUUAACAUCAGCAAUAAAUAAAAAAGAAAAUAUGAAUAAGGAAAAAUAAAGUUGA